Zootermopsis nevadensis is the source of this 1471-nucleotide messenger RNA. NCBI's taxonomy places the organism in Eukaryota, Metazoa, Arthropoda, Insecta, Blattodea, Termopsidae. The record is from RefSeq and is a predicted model, not a curated record.
CGUCAGUCUAUUACAAAUAGACCGUCCUCAGAUUUUUUUUGCGUCAAACAAGUGUCAGUCCAGUUAAGCUCUUUGUUUGUUUGUUUCUCUUUUUUCAUAAACAGUGAUUUCAAAGUGAUGUGUUGUACCGCCAUAUUCGUUGUGAUAUUUUGCACAUUUUCAGCGUAAUUAAAUCAUAGGCGUAUUGAUACACUUUCCUCUCGUAGACAAAGAAAGUUAAAUUCGUCUCACAGUCCGAGAUAAUUUCGUUUUAAUCAUUGACGUGGAUUAAAUCAUCUGGGAAUUGUAUCACGUGUUUUAGGACGAUCGCAUUAAAUGCAUCCAUCAUAUCACAAAACGUUCAAAGUUGCAUUUUCUUUGCACACGUCUCUCCCCACUUCAAUCCGAUGGGCGAUUCCAUCGACUAACAACAUUAGAAGACCAGUAAGCGUUAGGCAGUCACAAUUCACGGGUAAAUGAAUCGAAAUGUUUCUAUGAACUUCGAUGAAGUAACUCAACUCUGUGUUAAGUGACAUAUCUGUAUAUGAAGUGAUCAGAGAUAAGUCCUUAGCGUAAGUGAGGAAAAGUCUUCAAGUUAACACUGGAGUAUGCGACCUUGGAAUGCAAUCCGAAGACAAUGCUACCACCAUCGGAAUACUAACACCAGGCCGCUAGGAGUCAUCUGCGUCACUUCUCUUUCGACAUCGACAGCGGGAUAGAAUUAUGGUCUACGUAAUGGUGAAACGAAGCUGAUGUCGCGAUGUCUUCGUCCCACGAGAAAACGAAUCAGCCAAAGAACUUCCCGAAGACGAGGCGCCUAUUCACAACCUGGUGGCUUCUGUACCUGUUCGACGCUCAAGUUUUGGCCGGUUUCAACGAUUCGAGAGCGAGAAACAACUUAGUGGAGACCGUCGAAUAUCUGGACGACCGAGUCACCUUCUUCCUGGGCUACAGUAACGAUCCCUGGGGAACAUCCUCGAAGCGGCUGGAAGCGGAGAGUCAGUUGCUGCAGGCGCCUGAGGAAGAGCCGGGGCAGGGCUCCAAGCGCCGGAAGAGAGGCGUGCUACACCUGUACAACAUGGUCCUGUGCGCCACAGGUUGCGACCCUCUGGCCUUCAAGGGCUACGGCUGUUACUGCGGCUUCCUUGGCUCCGGGUACACCGUCGACGGCAUCGACAGGUGCUGCAAGAUGCACGACCGCUGCUACAACACCGCGCGCUGUCCGAUGUACCUGGAGUACUUCGUGCCCUAUCUCUGGAAGUGCUACAGGAGGCGCCCCCUCUGCGCAAUUGAACAAGACAGAUGGAGUGAGUGGGGCAUAUGUGCACAGAGGCUGUGUGAGUGUGACCGUCAACUGGCCGAGUGCCUGCGCAGAUAUCCUUGUCCCAGAACAAAGGCCGUUUGCACCUCUUCACCCUGGAGACUGCUGCAGAAUGUGUUCAUGCUCUGAGUGAACUGUAUCAGGGAUUGAGCAGAGGUGAAAGCAUGCUAU